Molecule: messenger RNA, 2186 nt
Organism: Nomascus leucogenys (northern white-cheeked gibbon)
Lineage: Eukaryota; Metazoa; Chordata; Mammalia; Primates; Hylobatidae
Gene: METTL2A
Product: methyltransferase 2A, tRNA N3-cytidine
Molecular function (GO): tRNA (cytidine-N3)-methyltransferase activity
Source: RefSeq, a predicted model, not a curated record
GCGUUACGGAAAGUAAAGUGUUUCCGGCUCCGGUGUCAUGGCCGGCUCCUACUCUGAAGGUGCACCUGCAGUCCUCGCCGAUAAGAGGCAGCAGUUCGGAAGCCGGUUCCUGAGCGAUCCGGCGCGCGUCUUCCACCACAAUGCCUGGGACAAUGUGGAGUGGUCGGAAGAGCAAGCCGCGGCGGCGGAGAGAAAAGUCCAGGAGAACAGUAUCCAGCGAGUGUGCCAGGAGAAACAAGUUGAUUAUGAGAUCAAUGCCCACAAAUACUGGAAUGACUUCUACAAAAUCCACGAAAAUGGGUUUUUCAAGGAUAGACAUUGGCUUUUUACCGAAUUCCCUGAGCUGGCACCUAGCCAAAAUCAAAAUCAUUUGAAGGAUUGGUUCUUGGAGAACAAGAGGAGUGAAGUACCUGAAUGUAGAAACAAUGAGGAUGGACCUGGUUUAAUAAUGGAAGAACAGCACAAGUGUUCUUCAAAGAGCCUUGAACAUAAAACACAGACACCUCCUGUGGAGGAGAAUGUAGCUCAGAAAAUUAGUGACCUGGAAAUUUGUGCUGAUGAGUUUCCUGGAUCUUCAGCCACAUACCGAAUACUGGAGGUUGGCUGUGGUGUGGGAAACACAGUCUUUCCAAUUUUACAAACAAACAAUGACCCAGGACUCUUUGUUUACUGCUGUGAUUUUUCUUCCACAGCUAUAGAACUGGUCCAGACAAAUACAGAAUAUGAUCCUUCUCGGUGUUUUGCCUUUGUUCACGACCUGUGUGAUGAAGAGAAGAGUUACCCGGUGCCCAAGGGCAGUCUUGAUAUUAUCAUUCUCAUAUUUGUUCUUUCAGCAAUUGUUCCAGACAAGAUGCAGAAGGCUAUCAACAGGCUGAGCAGGCUUCUGAAACCUGGGGGGAUGAUACUUCUGCGAGAUUACGGCCGCUAUGACAUGGCUCAGCUUCGGUUUAAAAAAGGUCAGUGUCUAUCUGGAAAUUUCUAUGUGAGAGGUGAUGGAACCAGAGUUUACUUCUUCACACAAGAGGAACUGGACACACUUUUCACCACUGCUGGACUGGAAAAAGUUCAGAACCUGGUGGACCGCCGACUGCAGGUGAACCGAGGGAAGCAACUGACAAUGUACCGGGUUUGGAUUCAGUGCAAAUACUGCAAGCCCCUUCUGUCCAGCACCAACUGAGAGGCACCUGCUGCCAACACGAUGCAAGCCCAUUGUGUUUCCGGGCUUUUAAAAAAAAAAAUUUGUAGCACCGGGCAUGGUGGUGCAUGCCUAUAAUCCAGCCACUCAGGAGACUGAGGCGGGGAGGAUCCAUUGAGCCCAGGAUCCAGCCUGGGCAAAAUAGUGAGAGACCCUGUAUCUGAAAGUAAUAAUAAAAAUAAAAAGAAUAUAAAUGAGGUCUCCUUGAUGUUGGACAAUUCAAGAAUUCAGGCUUGAACCUUAAACCUAGGAAAAGUUACUUUGUAUCAGGAGUCUAACAAUUAUGCUUUAUAUUUGUGAAGUCCUUUAAAACAUAAUUUUCUCAAGUUCUUUCUUUGAGAUCUCAAUCUGUCUUAGCAUUUUGUAACUAAUAACUGAAAUUUUAUUCAAAGGAAUUGUAAACCUUAAACCACCAAUUUAUUUCCAUGUGAAAAAGUGUUAUAUAUGACAAGUGUUUUUUGACUGUAAUUGCGUUAAAUCUUUUGAGAGUGUAAAUGCCCGGCUAGGCAAUUGCAGUUAAUACAUACAGAGGUUAGUGAAGGGCUUAUUAAGUUGUAGGGGAAACAAGCUGGAAAGAAUCAGAUCAGAUUUUUCCUGACAAAAAAAAAUGACCCUAUAGAGAGCAUCAAAAUGUGGUGUUCUUGUUAAGUAAUUGAUCGUGGUUUUCACUUUAUCUUAGUUCCGCCAGGCGUGGUGGCUCACGCCUGUAAUCCCAGCACUUUGGGAGGCCAAGGCAGGCAGAUCACCUGAGGUCAGGAGUUCGAGACCAGCGUGGCCAACAUGGUGAAACCUCAUCUCUACUAAAGACAAAAAAAUUAGCUGGGCGUUGUUGAUAGGUGCCUGUAAUCCAGCUACUCGGGAGGCUGAGGCAGGAGAAUCACUUGAACCCAGGAGGCAGAGGUUGCAGUGAGCUGAGAUUGCACCACUACACUCCAACCUGGGCAACAAAGCAAGACUCUGUCUCAAAAAAAUAAAAAUAAAAAAAAUCUUA